Molecule: messenger RNA, 624 nt
Organism: Magallana angulata
Lineage: Eukaryota; Metazoa; Mollusca; Bivalvia; Ostreida; Ostreidae
Product: muscle M-line assembly protein unc-89-like
Exons: 3
Coding region: 1-624 (207 amino acids)
Source: RefSeq, a predicted model, not a curated record
AUGGAAAAACGACACAUUUACAGAGUUCAGUAUGAAGUUCCUAGUGUUAAGAUAUUAGUGGAUUCAUCAGUUUGUUUUGGGUCUACAACAACUAUUAAGUCAGAAGUUUCAUCAACACCGAAACCUAAGAAAAUUGAGUGGCAGAAGAGCAAAAAUGGAAUUAAUUUUAACUGCACUGAAAAACCUCUUUAUUUUACAAGUACUGACAUUUUUACAAGUCCUUCUUAUGCGAUACCCAACACAACCUUUACCGACAAGUUGUAUUAUCGUCUUCUGGUUUGGAAUGAAACUGGAGAGGGUGUCAGUAACGCUGUGUUCCUAAACGUCACAGGAAGUCCUCCAAAUAUCAUGACAAGUUUUAAAACAAACAUCAAAGACAGAUCAGUAAAAUUGAUUGGCAACCUGUAUGUAUAUGAUGAUUCGCCUGGCAUUUUGGAAACGUUUUGGACAAAAAAUGAAAAGAAGAUAAGUGGCGGGAAACUUUCUGAAAUCAGCAACGAAAAUCCAUCACUUACUAUCAGAAACGUGAGCCCUGACGAUACUGGUGAAUACCGACUUACUGCUACAAACGCUGUUGGAUCAAGUACAAGUGAUGUCAUCGUUUUAGGUAUUUUAGUCGUUUAA